Molecule: messenger RNA, 7769 nt
Organism: Haliotis rubra (blacklip abalone)
Lineage: Eukaryota; Metazoa; Mollusca; Gastropoda; Lepetellida; Haliotidae
Product: proteasome activator complex subunit 4-like
Biological process (GO): proteasomal ubiquitin-independent protein catabolic process
Cellular component (GO): cytosol; nucleus
Molecular function (GO): proteasome binding; peptidase activator activity
Source: RefSeq, a predicted model, not a curated record
AUAAAGUUGACAUAGCAAAAUGGCCGCUUUCCAGAUUUGCUGGUCAUGUUGGUGACUUUGCGAAGUAACAUCAAUCGAUUACCAAAAUGUCGACACGGAAGGACGUGCUGGGGUUUGAGCCCCAGAAGGAAUCGAUCUACAACCAACUUCUACCAUAUAGCGAGAAAAUUGAUGCAGAAACGACAGAUUUUCUUGCACAGAUCAAAGGAAAUUUAGGAAGAGCUGUUCAACUCAGAGACGUGAAAUAUGGAGCCAGCCACUGGAUUGGUCAACUUUCCAGAUAUAUCCGACUGUUCGGCUACAACUUCACCAAGUCGGACCACAUCUGUCUGGUUCAUCUGGUGUUCGACCUGAUGACCAUCCCAAACCUUGAACUGUCCCUGGUACAGAAGUACGCAGCACUGCUUACAACUCUCCUUAAGAAGAAGGAGCUGUUAACUCGUGAAGACCUAGUGUUGCCAUGGAGACCACUCUAUGACCUAGUUGAGUCUGUGAUGUAUUCCCAGUACGAACACCAUGGGCUGCAGCUGUUUCCAUCCAACAUAGAAAAUGUACUGAAGAGUGUUGUCCGCUACUGCCGUGUGUAUUUCUCACUGGAAUCUACAUCUGAGAUGCUGGAGGAAUGGCGUCCACUUAUCUGCCCAUUUGAUGUCACAGUCAUCAAGGCUCUCAAUUACCUGGAGUUGUUCCUACCCACGUCUCUACCACCGGAACACUACGACAAGGGCUACAAGCUGUGGUUUGAUGAACUGGUUCAACUGUGGCUGUCAUUUCACAAUGGCCCUUCCUGGGAGUAUAGCCUUGUGUCACUGUUCUCCAGACUCACACAAGACAACAUCGGCUAUAUAGACUGGAGUCCCAACAUAGAUCAGAUCUUCACUCGAUUCUUGCGUAGCUUCAACCUGCCAGUUGGAUCCCAGCAAGUACCAAACAAGGCCAACAACUGCUAUGACAUCAACCAGACAGUCCAAUGGAUUGUAUCUUUGCUGGGAGGAAACAACUCUGUCCAGCAACGUGUGACGAAACUCUUCAAGGCCCUGCAGUCCUUCUACUACCCCUCUAAUGUUGGCAGAUGGAAUGUGAAGCUGAGUGGUCUUCUUAUGGCAUUCCCUAAACACUUCAUCAGGAGAUUGCACAGAGAGAGAUACCAGAAGCCCAGCUGGGAGACGCGCAUCCCCGAGGCCAUGCACCUGACGGAGGAUGACAUCACAGAGUUUGUCAGUUGCAUGAAGAAUGUUACCUUUGUGGCCAUGUUCGGUAAACAUGGCAGUCAGGAUGCAGCUGUCGCUCUUCGCCAUCUUGCCACCAUGAGACCCGAGUUGACUGUUCCACCACUGCUAGAAACUAUGUAUCCUGCAUUGGAGACACUGAUAGAACCUCACCGCCUGAUAGCAUGCAUGAACUGUAUCGUGGCCGUGGCUCGGCCGAUGUUGAGGGCAGGGAAAUGGUACCCCCAGGGCCCCACCCAUCUCCUCCCCCUCCUCAAUCUCUCACUCCCAGGCAUCGACCCCAAUGACUUCAAAAAAUGUCUGCUACUGAUCGUAUUUCAGGAGGAGAAGGAAGUUUGCAUGGCAACGGCCCAGUUUGAGGACUGGGUGCUGCAGUACCUGGACCGGGUGUUCACGCUGGUGGAGAACAGUGCCCAGGAGUCUACUUGUGGAGCCCAGGACAGGCUCAACCCAGAGCAGAGCAUGCUGGAGGUGGGCAUGGCGUCAACCACCACCUCCGUGCUGCAGCAGUGUUCAGGACCCAUAUUUGAUUCUGCAGUGAGAAGGCUACACAGGUUCCUCACUGGCAAUGUGUACGAGACCAAGGUCAGCGGCAGGUUCGCAGCCAACCUCUGCAGGUCUGCAGCCAAGGUUCACCCAGCAAAGACGCUGAAGCUGUUUCUCACACACUUCUGUAGCAGAAUUGUGAACUACUGCAAGGAACAUGGUGAUAUUCAAAAAGAGGAACACCUGGAUGACAGUUUUCUGUGGAACCUGCAGAUGCUCACACAGCUGGUACGGUGUAACGGUAAGGAGCUGCUCCAGUACAAGGACUCGCUGGAGGAGGUUCUGUCCCUGACGCUGACCCUGCAGUGUGUACAGGGAUAUGAGAUGGCUGGUAUGCUGCUGAGGUACCUGCUGAGGGCGCUCGUACUCACUUACCCGCAGGAAUACCGCAGCACGUCCCACAGCUUUGAUAGACCGCUGGAGGAAUACCUACCUAUCAGAGACUGGGCAGUGCCUGGAGACCUCCACAACCUGGACAUUGAGUGGCAUAUACCCAACCAAGCAGAGAUGGACUUCGCUGGGGAGAUCCUCAGCAAGUUCCUGGCUCCAGAGCUGAAGCUCAUCAAGAACAUAAAGGAUGACACACAGGCCCCCACUAGGGAGGAUUUGUUGAGGAGGCUGAAUAUGAUCCUGGAAAGUAUCCUAGGAUCUGCAUCACUGCUGCCAAUGUGGGAAGGCAAGGCUGUCCCAGUCCUGGAGACAGAUGUCCCGAUGAACAGAUUCAAGUGUUCAUCUCAUGUUGUGGGAGAGUUGAAGCUGGAUGGGGAGAAUGUGAGGAGUUGUGUGGCUGACACCAUGAGGCACCUGCUCAGUUACAUGCAUGCUAGCUGUGAGGACGACACAAAGGGCUUCGUGAAAGUGAUGCGGAUUUUCGAGACUGUGCUGUUUUUCUAUGGCACUCAGAAGAAUGACUUUGAUGGUCGGUGGAAGAGUUUCCAUAUUGUGAAGGCAGCUUUGGAGGAUAAGCUACGAGGCAAGAAGCGUCACAUCCGAGCACUGCUUGUAGACAGAGUCCAGUUACAACAUGAGUUGCUGAUGUUGAACAGCAAGGAGAAGGUGUUCACGAGCCGCCACCAGGAUAUAUGGAAUGAUCUGAUGCAACUGUGUCUCAGCAGAUACAGCGAGGUUAGGAAAAAGGCCCAGAACUGCCUCCUGGCUGCAUUUACCAACUUCCCAUAUACAUAUCGAACUGUGAUAAAGGAGAUUGUCCACAAUAUCCGUGAACCAGAUGUUCCAGAACAUAAGUUCAAGGGUAGUCUUUACACCAUCCUAGGUAACGGGAAGAAAAGCCUAGCAACAAAGAGAAACUGGGAGAUAUUGUCCCAGAUUUGGCCAGCCCUUGUCCAAGCACAGCACUCAGAGAAACCUUCGAUCCUAAAGGCUAUUGAUGAUAUUGUAACAAAGGUGGUGAAAUGUCUGGAGACAGUAGCCAUUAAUGUUGAGACACCUCUCAAGUGUAUAGACCGAGGUCGCGACCUGUUGCAGACGUCAUUGCCAGCACCGACGUGUGACCCUGCAUCAGAUGUGGAACUGCAGAAGAGUGCUCAGAAAGAAGCUGAUCAAAAUCAAACAAAUGACAGGGAUUAUGUGAAGCUGAUUACAACACUAGCAGCCCAGGUAGAGAGUGGAAAACUGACGUGGAAGUUCAGCCAGAUCAGUAUGGAGCUGAUGGCAAUACUACUGCGACACGACCGAGAAGCCCCACCUGAAGUUGUGGCCUGCUUCGUCAAGCAUCUCUGCCACGACGCUCUCUACAUCCGCAAGUUGGCAAUGUCGGCGGUGUCAGCAGUGUUGAAACAACAGAAGCGGAAACACCCCAAGGUCCCCGUUGAUCCCUACAAGCGAUCAGGGUGUGCUCCGCAACCUCAGGCUAGCAGCUGUGUCCCUGGGGACCGUCCAGACAAUAUAUGGCACCAGUACGAUCUCGCCGACCUCCCAGUCACCAGGGAGAAGUGGGACAAGGCAGAGUUUGUGGACAAGACACACUGGGGAUACUACUCUUGGCCAAAGGAAAUGUUUGUGUAUGCUCCAUACGACAAGCAGCCCAAACCAGAGCUGCCCCGGUCUGAGAUGAAUGAGGCAGCUCAGUGUAUAUAUGACAGCUUCUGUAGUGAGGAAUUUGUAGAGAAACUCGUCUCAUUCUUGUCCUUGGAGGAACUGAAGGGUAGAGACAAGUUCCGCACAAAAUAUCUAGUCCUAUUUAAGGGUUUAUUCCGUAACUAUGGGGACGUGUUCCUGCCAAACUUCCAGCCUCACAUUGAGCGUCUGAUGGGAGACUUGAGCCAUGACAAGCAUGACAGCAGUCAGCGCUGUGCAAUGGAGAUUCUAGCCGGCAUUAUCAGGGGAAGCAAACACUGGGCAUUUGACAAGGUGGAGAGGUUAUGGAAAUGGGCAUGUCCUCUGCUAGCUACCUCACUAAGCAACAUUACCAUAGAAACAGUUGAUGAUUGGGGAUCAUUCUACACAAGUCUUUCAGAGAGCCGUGACCCAAGGAAGUUACACUGGUUGUUGACGAUGUUGAUGGAGAACCCCCUUAGGGGAGAAGGUGGAGCUUUCGGAGAUGCUAGUCGGCUGUAUGCAGUGCAGAAUGCCCUCAUUGACCAGGAGUGGCGUGUCCCUCAGUUGCUGCAUCACCUCCUUGAGUACCUCAAACCUUAUCUUGCUCAUCCCUACAAGAAUGUGCGUGACAGGAUAGGCAGUGUGUUAAGCAAUGUGUUCCUGUAUGACUACAAGAUCUGCCCCCAGUCCAGUGUGAGGUCACCUCACCGCCACACAUUCCUGGAGGAAAUCCUGCCACAGCUACAGCAGCUCAAGGACAUUGUGCCAGAACAGACCUCAAACAAUGGGCCUAAAGUGGAAAACUCAGCCUCUGCUGUAGUGGCGUCCUCAAGCGUCACGAAACCCGAGCCCAUGGAGGUGGAGGAUAACGGAACUGAAGAUGAUGAGCGGAAGAAGGCGAUACGUCUCUGUAAAACAGUGAUGAAGUGGCUGCAGAACAAUCACACGCGGGCUUUCUACUCCUCACAUGCUGAUGUCUUCCCCCUUCUGCCAAUUAUCUGUACACUGGAGAGUGAGUCGACGGAUGAUGAUCUGAAGACAGACUGUGCCACAGCGCUGAUGUGUCUGGCCCAGAGCCUCAUCCAACCUGACCACAUCAAGGUGGCUCUUACCACUGUCAGGGAGGUUGCGGGGUUACAGUCAUGGCAUGCCCGAGCUGCCAUCUUGCGGUACAUUCAGGCUGUGGUGUUUGGGAACAUGUUCCUGAUGAACAAGCCAGAACACAAGCAGUGCAUCCACGACAUCCUGCUGCAUCUCAUCUGUGAUGAACAGCUAGAGGUCCGUGAGAUGGCCAGUGUGACUCUGAGUGGACUCCUACAUUGUGGCUACAUGGAGAUGGAGGAAGAUUUCAUUGGACAUUUUGAGCGUCUAAGUCGCACGAAGCUGAAGAAGCGUAAGAAGACAAGUGAGUCUGUGUCCAUGGAGUCUUUGAUCCAGAGACAUGCUGGAGUGCUGGGGCUAGGGGCUUGUGUCCAGGCGUUCCCCUACCAGGUGCCUGAGUUUAUACCUCGUGUACUCAUGGAGCUGAGUCCUCACGUCAACGACCCACAGCCCAUACAGAUGUCUGUAAAGAAGAUUCUGUCAAACUUCCGACGCACACAUCACGACAACUGGCAUGACCACAAGCUCAAGUUCACCGAUGACCAGCUGGUGAUUCUUACUGACCUGCUGGUGUCCCCUAACUACUAUGCAUAACAUUGUGGCUCACUAGGUCGACAGUAAUGUUGCUGUCACUCAACCACCUGCUUCCAGACCAACUCUGCAGUCAAGGAGGGCGUGUGUUGCCCACUCAGCUUUUAAUGCAUGUUUGUGUGUAUGUUGUUGAACAUGCUGAAAAAAUGUGCAGUGCGAUCUAGACACACCGACUGUUGCACCUCCACUGCUACUCAACCUGUCAUGUGACUUCUGCAGUAUGGUCAAAAUAUUGUUAAUAUCCGCUUGUGUGUGUUUGAAUGUUUGUCAUCAAUUUACGCUAGAUCUCAGUUGGAGGAUUAUCAAAAUUUACACUUUUUGCAUUACUUUUUUAUGCCUUCUGGUUACAAACUGUAGCCCCUGAAAAUUGUCAGAUUUGUUUAUUCGGUUAUCAAAAUGAUGUACGUGUGUGACUGAACUAUGUCUUAUUGUAUACAGUUGGAAUGUCUUUUAUGUCAAAUAUAAACAUGUAAAGUUUUAUCUGUAUGAAUUAUCUCCCCUAAACACAAGCCAAGUCGGCAACAGUAGCAACAAAAAGGUGUAUUAAUUAUCAAUAUUAUUGUUCUAAAUUUCUUCAGAAAUCCGUCAAGUGAAUCUUGUUACGAACAAGUGAAAAAAUGUAGUGUGAGUUAUUCAUUGUAUUUGAUAUGUGAAGUACUGUGAUCCAACCUGUUGGUUACUUAUAACUGACAUUUUACAUUGGUAUAACCCACACCUUGAGAGUUUUACUACACGAAUGAAGGUGCUGAAUACUAGCAUCCGUUUCACAAAGCAACCAUCCCGCUGUGACUCCUCUUGUGUAACAUAGCUUUACAAUAACUGUAGAGUGCUGAUAAUUUUGUGAAACGGGUUCCUGGUUGUCAGGGUGCUUAGCCAUUCCAUGACUCACUUGUAUGUUUUACCUGGCAAGGCCGAUUCUUCAUAUCUGUAGCUGAGAGAAACCAACUGUUUACUUCAGAAAUCUGCUUCCCCAAAGAGCUAUUCCUAUAAGCUCCACAUUGUCUGUUUUAGGGGACACAGAAGGCCGUGUUGUGUAAGCGACUUCUCUGAGUUGUGAAGGGUGCAUCCUAUGGACAUGGCAGGAACGUUGUUUUACAACUUCAUGUUUUACCAAUGCUCAUGAGUUUCACCUUAGUGGUGGGGUAGCCUAGUGGUUUAAGCUAAGCUCAUAUUGCCGAAGAUCUGGGUUCGAUUCCCCACAAGUGUAAUAUGUGUGAAGUCCAUUUCUUGUGUUCCUUCACUGUGAUAGUGUUGGAAUAUUGCUAAAAGCAACAUGAAACUCACUCACUCAUCAAAAUGGUAAGCAUCUCAGACCUGGUUAGACCCUACAAACUGUGAUAUAACUGGAACACUGUUCAAAGCGAUAAAAAAUCAAACUCCCUCUCGUGUCCUUCAGGUAAAUAUCUGGCUAAGCACCUUGAUCCACAGCAUGUCUUCUAUGCCAGUCUUACCUUACUUCAUAAUAGUCCCGCUUAGUGGUUUUAGUUGUAUGUUUUUAUUUCUAUAUCAUCUUGAUAAACCAGACUUCAUCCUGUAGCUUGGAGUCAGGAAUUACCGCUUUUACCGUUCCUGUUGAUGAAAAAAGUGUUGAUCCUCAUUUUAGUUCUCAAACUUCUCAAUGUACUGAUUCACUGUUCACCUAGAAUUACAAAUUGUGAAUCUGAGGAUAGUUGCAUGAUAUAUCUAACAAAUAUUUUUGGAUGAUCUUUUAGGGUUUGUAAUAAUGGUGAGGAACCAUUAUGCAUAUUGGCCAAAUGUGAUUGCCGUGAUAUGUAACGUUACAUAUUCAAAGUAUCAUAAUAAACUAAACAGCAUUAUUUGUGAUGGCCAAAGUGCACUGACCUCAAGUUGGUCACUGUGUAUGUGUGUUGUAGUUGUGAGGAUUCAUGUUUUUAGUUGGUGUUCAAAAAAUCAAAACUUUAAUUUGAAGAAGAAUAUUACUUUUGAAAGUUUCAUUUCAUACUCUGUUACUGUGUCACAAUUAUUGGAAAUUAAAAAAGGUGAGAUUUAUUACCUAUGUUUAUGAGAAAAAGUGGAUAUUGCAAUUAAUAUUGUAACUGUAACAAAAAAAGAAAUCAAUUAUUAUUGGUAUCUAGUCAGGACUCCUUUGUUUCUCAUUGAUAGGUUGCUGUACUAUUCUUAGAGUUGAAUAUUUGGAAAAGAUUAUCAACCAGCGACAUUUAAUUUUAUGCCAUAAAUUUGUAAGCCAACUAAUAAAAAAUGAAAAGCCUUUGUUCAAAUUCA